Aaosphaeria arxii CBS 175.79 is the source of this 1502-nucleotide messenger RNA. RefSeq names its product ATP-dependent RNA helicase fal1. The record is from RefSeq and is a predicted model, not a curated record. Gene Ontology annotation, cellular component: nucleolus; catalytic step 2 spliceosome. The annotation marks the transcript as partial. Gene Ontology annotation, molecular function: ATP binding; mRNA binding; RNA helicase activity. Lineage: Eukaryota; Fungi; Ascomycota; Dothideomycetes; Pleosporales. The transcript has 3 exons.
GAUGGCGGAAGGAAUCGAUCGAAAUGUGGACGACAAAAUGGAGUUCUCCACCUCCAAGGAAGUGACGGUGGCACCGACUUUCGAAGCCAUGCACUUGAAGGAGAACUUGCUGCGCGGAAUCUAUGCCUACGGAUACGAGUCGCCUUCAGCUGUGCAGUCGCGCGCAAUCGUGCAAGUCUGCAAAGGUCGCGAUACUAUUGCCCAAGCGCAAUCUGGUACAGGAAAGACCGCGACAUUUUCCAUUUCGAUUCUGCAAGUCAUCGAUACGGCAGUCCGUGAGACACAAGCGCUCGUACUUUCACCCACACGUGAGCUUGCAACACAAAUCCAAUCUGUCGUCAUGGGUCUCGGCGACUACAUGAAUGUCCAGUGUCAUGCCUGCAUUGGCGGUACAAAUGUGGGGGAGGACAUCCGCAAGCUCGACUACGGCCAGCAUGUGGUAUCCGGAACACCAGGUCGUGUAGCGGACAUGAUCCGUCGUCGCAACCUACGAACGCGCAAUAUCAAGAUGCUAGUUCUUGAUGAGGCAGACGAGCUAUUGAACCGGGGAUUUCGUGAACAAAUUUACGACGUCUAUCGCUAUCUGCCACCGGCCACUCAAGUCGUUGUUGUCUCGGCCACCCUUCCAUACGACGUUCUGGAGAUGACAACCAAAUUCAUGACAGACCCUGUCCGCAUUCUUGUUAAGCGUGACGAGUUGACACUCGAAGGCCUGAAACAGUACUUCAUUGCCAUCGAGAAGGAGGAGUGGAAGUUCGACACUCUCUGCGAUCUCUACGAUACGCUCACCAUUACACAGGCGGUAAUCUUCUGUAACACACGCCGAAAGGUGGACUGGCUUACCGACAAAAUGCGCGAGGCAAACUUCACUGUAUCAUCGAUGCAUGGAGAUAUGCCACAAAGGGAACGAGACAGCAUCAUGCAGGACUUCCGCCAGGCCAACUCACGCGUUCUGAUAUCGACCGAUGUGUGGGCCCGUGGUAUUGAUGUCCAGCAGGUCUCCUUGGUCAUCAACUACGAUCUACCGUCGAACCGUGAAAACUACAUUCACAGGAUUGGACGUAGUGGACGAUUUGGACGGAAGGGCGUGGCUAUUAACUUUGUCACCCAAGAGGAUGUCCGCAUUCUGCGCGAUAUCGAAUUGUACUACUCGACCCAGAUCGACGAAAUGCCCAUGAACGUAGCGGACCUGCUUGCGUAAGGGGCUAUGUGGCAAUCAUGACUAUUAUAUGAAAAGACUGCCUACCAGCACUAGCACGGUCGGAAUGAAGCCCUCAAAUGGCAGGAUGCGGUUGCGGGUGAAAAUGAAGAGGUGGAGGAAGGGGCCCUACUGCCAACAAGUAAGUUCAAGUAUAUUCACGAAUGAUUCCCCUACAUCUCGGCUGAUCUUUUAUAUCAGUAAUGACAUAUGGGGAAGACAAGACACCAUACCCCCUUUCCAAACGAGAUACAAUUUGCCUUCCCUUGCAAUUAUUGCAAUUAUGAACCUUGCACGUCGGGAC